This is a messenger RNA of Phyllostomus discolor (pale spear-nosed bat), 1460 nucleotides long. Its product is annotated as olfactory receptor 5AC1-like. The transcript has a single exon. Gene Ontology annotation, molecular function: olfactory receptor activity; G protein-coupled receptor activity; odorant binding. Bases 124 to 1047 code for a protein of 307 amino acids. Gene Ontology annotation, cellular component: membrane. The record is from RefSeq and is a predicted model, not a curated record. Gene Ontology annotation, biological process: sensory perception of smell; G protein-coupled receptor signaling pathway. Lineage: Eukaryota; Metazoa; Chordata; Mammalia; Chiroptera; Phyllostomidae.
AUUAAAGGGGAUGCAUAAACCAGGAAGAUAUGUUUAUUUAUAAAAAUAAAAUGUUACUUUUAUGGUAUUUGAUAGCUGUGUUCUUCACUUAUUCUUUCAAUGCAGUGACCAGCCUGAGUGAAUAUGAUGGAGGUAAACAAAACACAGGUGACAGAGUUUGUUCUCUCGGGGCUUACAGAUCUUCCGGGGCUUCAGGUGCCCCUGUUCCUGGUGUUCUUGGUCAUCUAUCUAACCACCAUGGUGGGCAACCUUGGACUCAUUUUUCUCAUCUGGAAAGACCCCCAUCUUCACACACCUAUGUACUUACUCCUUGGCAGUUUAGCCUUUGCAGAUGCCUGUUCUUCAUCAUCUGUGACUCCCAAGAUGCUAAUUAAUUUUUUAUCUAAGUAUCACAUGAUAUCCUUGGUUGAGUGCAUCACUCAAUUUUACAUUUUUGCCUCCAGUGCAAACACAGAAUGUUUUCUCCUGGCAGUGAUGGCCUAUGACCGCUAUGUAGCCCUAUGUAACCCCUUGCUUUAUCCAGUAGUGAUGUCCAAUGUCUACUGCUUUCAAUUACUAGGUGUUUCAUAUAUUAUCGGGUUUCUUCAUCCCAUGAUGCAUGUUGGUUUGUUAUUUAGAUUAACUUUCUGCAAGUCCAAUGUAAUACAAUAUUUCUACUGUGAAAUUUUGCAACUGUUUAAAAUUUCCUGUACUGAUCCUGGAGUUAAUAUGCUCCUGAUUUUUAUAUUUUCAGUGUUGGUACAAUUUUUCACCUUUAUGACCAUUAUAGUCUCUUACACUCAUGUCUUCUUUGUCAUCCUAAAAGUGAAGCUUGAGAAGGGCAGAAGCAAAGCCUUUUCCACCUGCAGUGCCCACCUGCUCUCUGUUUCCUUGUUCUACGGCACUCUCUUCUUCAUGUAUGUGCGUCCUGGGUCUGACCUCAUUGAAAAUCAGGAUAAAAUGUAUUCUGUAUUUUACACAAUCAUAAUUCCUCUGCUGAAUCCUUUUAUUUACAGUCUGCGGAAUAAAGAGGUUCUAGGUGCCUUGAGGAGAACAAUAAACAAAUAAACAGAUUUAAAGGCAAAUUUCACUUGUUCUUUUCAAACUUUGCACAGUACAAGGUAUCUGGAGAUAUGAAAGUCAGCCCUGUCUUUAUCAUUUUAACAGGGCGCUAGUGUCUAUGGUAGUUUGUGAGUGCUGUGUGAUGAUGAAAGUCAGAUUCAAUGGAUUUUUGUUCAGUGGACGAGCUUUAUAUCACAUAAAGCUAAAUUUCUCAUAAAGAAUAGAACACAUUUUUUAAAAUUAAGCACUUAAGAAGCAACCUAAGUGCCCAUCAGGAAAAGAAUGGCUCAAAAAACUGUGGUACAUUUAUGCAAUGGAAUACUACACAGCAGAAAGAAAGAAGAAGCCCCUACCCUUUGAGAAAGCCUGGAUGGAUCUGGAGAGCAUUAUGCUAAGUGAAAUAAGCCAAGUGGUGAAAG